AUGGCGAGGCACUCAGCCACCCUCUUCGCUGCGGCGGCCCUGCUGGUGCUGGCCAUGGCAGCCGACAUGGCUGGAGCGAGCCAGCUGAACAUAUACAACGGCUCGGGCUGCACCGGCCAGACGACCUACUGCCGCGACCGGGCCUGCUGCAUCGUCCCCUCCGACGCCGUGAGCUACAGAUUCUACUACAACCCCGAGUGGAAGGCCUACCUCUACGCCUCCAGCAACUGCACCGGCACCAGCAAUGGCGUCAUCGACGCCUCUGCAGACUGCGUGGCAGGGGUGAGCUUCAAGAGCGCCUUCCUCACCGACAACAACGGCAUCGAGAUGGUCACCGACAACUGA
Molecule: messenger RNA, 345 nt
Organism: Spirodela intermedia
Lineage: Eukaryota; Viridiplantae; Streptophyta; Magnoliopsida; Alismatales; Araceae
Source: the annotation of a GenBank genome assembly